UCUCUCUCUCUCUCUCUCGCCCUCCCCCCCCCUUUGUUUCCUUCUCUCUCCCCUCUCUUCCCCUCUCUCUGCAAGUUAGGGUUUUCUGAUUUUUUUGUCCGAUUCUGCAAUUCUGGGUUCGGCUUCACCAGAUCACGAUUCUCGCCUCUUUGUGUGGGUCACGUUAUCAACCUAAGAGCCCAACAUUGUUCAGAUAGUGUUGGUGCUAUAUGGUUGUUCAGGGAAUGUCUCGGAAACAUCAACUUCAGUAAUAGAUAUAUCCAUGAAUUCGAUGAGAAUCUUCUGGUAUUACUAUUUAAACUGUUUUGGUAGUUUCCGUUAAUUCUGAGAAGGAAGCGUUUAAGCUACCAGAGGAUCAUCGUAUCCAUGCUGGCAGAGAGCAUGCGUGGAAUCUGUGCUUCGGGUAAUGCCCCUGACGAGAAUUGCUGCCGAUACACUCGGUGUGUUGACCAUAUGUCUAGUUGCUCUCUUGAUCCUUCUUGGUGUCUUCUGCAUUAUUUACUUGUUUUACUUUCGCUCUCACAUUCGUAAUCAGGGUUUUAUUCAGCUGAAUUAUUUCAGUGGCCCUUGGAUUAUCCGAAUCACUUUCAUCUUGUUUGCAAUCUGGUGGGGUUUUGGUGAAGUUGCCCGUUUAAGUCUGUUGAGACGUGAGGGGAGAGUGUUGAACGCCCUUAACUUUAAAUGGCAGGAGAAUCUUUGCAAGUGUUACAUUGUCUCAAACCUUGGGUUUGCGGAACCAUGCCUAUUCCUGACCCUUGUGUUCCUACUUCGUGCGCCUUUGCAGACAAUGGAGUCAGGAAUUCUAAGCCGGAAGUGGAAUGGGAAAACAGCUGGUUACAUUCUUUUCUUUUGCCUCCCAUUGGUUGCUCUUCAGCUCUUCGUUAUUUUAAUUGGACCCGAACUCCACAAGAAAGACAGUUUACAUAAAUUGCCUUACUACUUCACAAGUACAGUGAACAAGACUGAUCAUGUUGCCCUCUGCACUUACCCUUUGCUGAGUACCAUCCUGCUUGGGAUUUUUGCCAUCAUUCUAACUGCCUACUUGUUUUGGCUUGGAAGGCGGAUUUUAAAAUUGGUCAUCAACAAGGGUCUGCAGAAGAGAGUUUAUACAUUGAUAUUCUCGGUUUCAAGUUUCCUUCCGUUAAGAGUUACUUUGCUUGGUUUCUCUGUUUUAUCUAAACCAGAGCACGUUCAGUUUGAAACUCUUGCUUUCUUGGCGUUUCUUGCACUUUUAUGUUGUGCCGGGGUGUGUAUAUGCAUGCUUGUUUACUGCCCAGUUGCGGAUUCUUUAGCCCUGGGGAGUUUACAGGACUUGGAGAGUAGGAGAGUUAAUGAUGAUCAGAAUGACACCAUUUCUCUUAUUGCUAACCAGAGUCAUAUGGAGGAGAGUUCUGGAAUCAGCCCUUGUAGAAACUCCGAUGUAUCAGCCAAGCGUGGAUCAAUUUCUUUUCGUACUAUGGAAAAGGAGGAGGGUUCUUCUAGGGUACCCUUCGUGGAACUGAGCCUCUUCUCUCCUAGUCGAGAUGCAUCACCCCCGGAUUCGCCUCCGCUCCUUGGCUGGCCUAUGCGUCCUCAUCCAUCGUCUCAGUCACCAGUCGUUCGUGUUCAUCAAACCACAGCUAGAUAGAAGCAUGUAGCCGCAACUGAAUUCGCCUGGUCAAUAUCAAUAUCAAUUUUGUGGUAAAGAAAAAAACUGAUUGUAAAGGGUUUAGAUUUUUGAAUAAGGAUUUUUAUUCUUGGUUUGUUUUUUUGUUUUUCUAGUUUUCUUCAGAUUAGUGAUGGGUUUUCGCUUUGCUUGAACGAAUGCAUGAUAUGAUCUCUCUUGUUCUCCUGUACUAUUUUUGUAACCAUCUUUUAGUUUCCUGCAAGUUCCAAGUUUGCAUGA
Messenger RNA from Pyrus x bretschneideri (Chinese white pear), 1885 nucleotides. RefSeq lists its product as uncharacterized. The transcript is spliced from 2 exons. NCBI's taxonomy places the organism in Eukaryota, Viridiplantae, Streptophyta, Magnoliopsida, Rosales, Rosaceae. Bases 407 to 1627 code for a protein of 406 amino acids. The record is from RefSeq and is a predicted model, not a curated record.